ACCUCUGGAGCCACUCGGAAGGAAACCCAAAUGAGAGUUAGCUAACUUUGUAAACACUAGUUAGUAAUGUAGGAUACGUAUUACGUGGGGUAGGACGUUUCGCGGAAACACUGCAGAAUUCUGCCGGCUGUCGACAUCAUGAUGCUGUGAGUGCAGCUGCUGAGACCAUUGUGCUGGUGACCAUGUCGAUGUUCAGCACUGGGAUACUAGUCCUCACAUCUCCCCUUCACACCCUCCCCUUGCGCAUCGCGCCAGUCCUGAGCUCUGCCGCCCAGGUGGUGGAGCGGACUCUCUACGUGCACCUCCACCCAGACCUGAACCUGGGUGUCUCCGGCCAGGCUCGGCCUGUGUACAUCCCACCUGUGGUGGACCUCUCUAGUCUCAUAUCCCGCCUCUACAGCAAUGCCGCUGACGUCUGCGGCCACCUGGACGUCCGGGUGCUGCUUACGAACGUGCGAGCCCAGCCCAACAACGUGGCCGGUCUGGGCUCGAAUGGAGGGGCGAACCCCUUCCCCUCGCCGCAGUCCCUCUCCCACUCCCCGGAGGUGGUGCUGACGGACUACGCCCUGCAGGACCCCGGCCAGUCGACCCUGGUGGCCCAGUGCCUGCAGAGGUACGCCGGCCACUGCUACGUGUGCAACCCCGGCCUCAACUCCGUGCUGCUGCACCCACGGCUGCAGGUCCUGGAGAGGAGCGAGGGAGAGGAGAGCGGAGGAGAGGUGACCAAGGACACCGAGGAGGAGAAGGUGAAGAGCAGGGGCCAGUCUGAGCCCAUAGAAACGUACAGCGACGUGGUGCUCGGGGGAACGUUCGACCGGCUUCACGUGGCCCACAAGACCCUGUUGAACGUCUCGUGCCUCCUCGCCAACAAGCGCUUCCUCAUUGGCGUGUCGGAUAAAGAGUUACUAAAGAAUAAGGUGUUAAAGGAGUUGAUCGAGCCGUACCCCCAGCGUGUGCAGAGGCUGGAGGAGUUCCUGAGGGACGUGAAGCCCUCGCUGCAGUACGAGAUCGUGCCUCUCUUUGACCCCUUCGGCCCCUCCAUCACUGACCCCCAGCUGCAGUGCAUUGUGGUCAGCGAGGAGACGCGGAGGGGCGGCGAAGCAGUGAACAAAAGAAGGCUGGAAAAUGGCCUUCCAGAGCUGGUGCUGUACGAGAUCCAGCUGAUUAAGGACGCCCAUCACACGGAGAUCGAGGAGGAGAAGAUCAGCUCGUCCAGUCUCCGCUCGCGACUGCUGGGUACCCUUCUCAGCCCACCCAAGCCUCGGUCGGACGUCCCCCUCAUCCCGUACGUGAUCGGCCUUACGGGGGGCAGCGGGAGCGGGAAGAGUUCCAUCGCGCGCCGCCUGGAGGCCCUGGGAGCGGCCCGCAUCGACAGCGACCAGCUGGGCCACGAGACGUACCUGCCCGGGGCCGUCGCCUACCAGAAGGUGGUGCAGGAGUUUGGGACAGAUAUACUGAAUGAGGAUAAGACCAUAAACAGACGGAUGUUGGGCAGGAAGGUGUUUGGAAAUCCGGAAAGGUUAAAAGCUUUGACUGAUAUAGUGUGGCCAGAAAUUGCAUUGCUGGUUAAGAAACGAAUACAGCAGGCCAAAGAAGAAGGCAAACGCGUGUGUGUAGUGGAUGCAGCAGUGCUGCUGGAAGCUGGCUGGGAGACUCUGGUGCACGAAGUCUGGGUCGCCACCAUUCCAGAGGAAGAGGCGGUGCGGCGAAUUGUGGAGCGGGACGGGGUGAGCGAGGAGGAUGCUGUGCGGAGGCUGCAGUCUCAGUGGUCCAGCGCUAAGCAGGUGCAGCAUGCCAACGUGGUGCUGUGCACCCUAUGGGAGCCACACCAGACUCAGAAACAGGUACAGAAAGCUUGGAACCUGCUGCAGCAACGAAUCAACCAGAGACUGCAGGAGGCCGGCCUGUCCUCAUAAGAACAGUAAUGUCCAGCUGCUGUCGACUAGAUGCAUAAGUGCACAUGUACACACGCACACACACAUACACACACACACAUUUUGAAAUACUGGAAAAAGGCCACACCAACUGGUCAAGAAACACGGGUGGAUCCCAAAAGUGUGCGCAUAGACAGACACUUGUUUUUUAACCACAGCCAAAUAUCUGAUAACGUUGGAAACAGCCUUUCAUAGAGGGCAAGACGAACACAGGCGGGAGCCCCCGGUGAACACAGUGGACAUCUCACCCGACAUCGACAUCAUCUUUAAACCAUUACCAGGGAGGAGGGCCGAUCUGUUCUGUUCCUAAAUGAAGCACACCAGUGCACACAGACUGGACAGUUUGUAAUCCUGACUGGGGUUUUUGUUUUUCAGAUGAGGGGGAAAAGAAAACGAAAAAUCAGAACGGUCCAUGUUUUAUACAUAGGCAGAGAAUUGAUCCUUUCCUGCUCUACCCAGUUUUUAAAUUGUUUACAUGUUUAUUCCCCAUACAGUUACUUCGUCUUGAAGUGAGUCUGUGAAACACUAUAGUUGCUUAUAUAGCUUGCUAUAGAUUAUGGACAAUAUUCCAAUAACCCAUGUAACAAAAUGGACGGUAAUGGUUUGUCAAUGAGGCACAUUUGAGAAACAGACAUGACGGUUCACCUGUUCUAGCAUCUGUUCACAAAAGCGGCUCUUUUAAAGGUUUUGAAAUCUACUACUUCGGAUAGGUAGUAUUGCCUCAUCAUAUAUCUGUAUCUCUCUCCAAGUGGCUCAGCUUAUGUGAAUCAGGAUCAUAUUCUAAAUGUCUCAGUAUCUCUGAACUACGAUGCCUGGAAGAUUAGUCCGUUAAAUUAGAAUUAGAAUAGACCUCCACUCAGUACUUGACAUUUCCUUGUGCGCUUAUCAAUACGCGUCAGAGUUCUAAGCGCUCCGUUGUGCCGUUGCAUUCCUGGAGGUUUGUGAUUGUACGGAAUAUGCCGGGAGAGAAUGGGGGUGCACACGUUAAGUGUGACCUGUUAUGCAACACUAGCAAGAGAGGCCUUAAAAAUGAUCCGCGUGAACUUGGUUUCUCCAUAUCAGAAUGCUGUUACAGAUGCUUGCAGAAUCACAUGUGUGAACGUGCCUACUCUACAGACUAGGUUUAAACAAGACCCAGUCAGCUAUGAUUUUUGAAAAAAUAAAUAAAAAAUAAAGACUGGCAUGAUAGAGAGAGAGCAUAACAUCUAGACAAGGAAAACAUGAUUUUUCAGAAGUUUUUUUUUUAGUCCUAAUUUAAUUCUCUUUUUAAUGGUUCACUGACAAGGCUGGUGAGAUUUCCAGAUGACCAAUGUCAGUUUUUUUUUUCCAGAAUAUUUUAAUAAUCUUCUAUGUGUAAAGCUUUGAGAGAUUAAUGCACUAGUUCAAUGAUGAUUUGAAGAAUGGUACAUGGUAGAGAACUUCCGUUAUAAAGUGAGAAAACUCCAUUAAACUGAAUACGAAAUA
This is a messenger RNA of Sardina pilchardus (European sardine), 3398 nucleotides long. It is a transcript of the gene coasy, whose product is annotated as CoA synthase. Gene Ontology annotation, biological process: coenzyme A biosynthetic process. NCBI's taxonomy places the organism in Eukaryota, Metazoa, Chordata, Actinopteri, Clupeiformes, Clupeidae. The transcript has 10 exons. The record is from RefSeq and is a predicted model, not a curated record. The coding region runs from base 183 to 1916 and encodes 577 amino acids. Gene Ontology annotation, molecular function: pantetheine-phosphate adenylyltransferase activity; dephospho-CoA kinase activity; ATP binding.